UCAUUCCAGGCAGAUUAGCCAUCAAUAACAAUCGACGCCCUUGUCCCAUUUAUAUUUAUAUCACAUCCAGGAAACUGCUUAUCCACUCGACACGAGCACAAAUUUUCCUUUCUUUCCGUGCGAGUGUAUAUUUCCCAACCCUAACAGUUACCGUUUCGGGCGCACGAGUUUCGGUUGGCAUACGGUAUAGGGAAAAGCUUAUCGUUUGGAGAAUGAUGAAGCGCAGGGCACCGCCUGAAAUGCCCGAAUGAGGCAUCCAUCCUCUGGCUGGUGGUUACUCGGUUCGGAGUAACGCAACAGGAACAUCUGUUGAGCUGGGUUGGUGAAGCUGAUGAAGCGCCGUGUCGCAGUGGGUGGCGAAAAAAACGCGUACCAUAUUUUGUGGUGAAAACGAUAGCAACAGCAGGUUUCGAAGGAACUAGACGUGAACUCCGGUAUGAGGGUGCAAUACUGGAUCGGUGCGAUAGCGGCUAUUUUAUGCGCGGUGUGCGUUUAUUCGCCCGUCUUCCUGUACUUUCUGCUGUUCGUCGGUUACUCGCUGGUGCUGAUUACCAUCGCGGUGUUUGGUACCAUUUACGUCCACUACAAGCUGACGAACCGUGAAUCCGUGCCGUAUGUCGACCAAGGUCAAGACGAUGAAACAAACGUCCUUUACAAUGCCACCCGGUCGCCACUGUUUGGGAAAGGUUCGCCCUGCGCAUCGUCAACUUCCCGUGCGUUUGGCGCUCGCACGGGUACACCCGGUUCGGGCGGUGGAAGCGCUUCCGGUAGCGUGCCUGCCAAUUCCGGUCAACUGCCAAUCAUUUUCGGCCGCACGGUUGACGGACUGCUGCAGCAAAUCAUUGACAAUACGAUGCGCGAUCUAGUCGGACCGGCGCUCGAAACGGUGGUGGCGAACCCGCGCCGCAUCGUCGAGUUGCUGCGCGAGGACGUUUGGCUCGGCAUCGAGAAGCUGCACGAGCGUGCCGCCCGUAUCGACGCACCGAAGCUGAUAGCAUGCGACUUCGUCCAGAAGGUGACGCUGCACCUGCAGAAGAUACGCCGGACCACGGCCAAGCGCGAACCGUCGUCGCAGGACGCGUUCGCUAGCGAAGCGCACGAAUCCAUCCUGACCGCGUCCUACCUGGCAACGGCCGAGAAGGAGCUGGAUUUCCUGAAGAAGAUAAGCGAAAUAUUGAUCAUAUUUCUGCUGCCGCGUGGCUACUCGCUGUCACCGGUGAAAGAUUUGCUCAGCGAAGUGAUUGCUUACCGUGUGCUGCAUCCGGCGAUCCGCUACCUGACCGCACCGGACUUUAUCAACCAGCAGAUAGUGGAGUGUAUCGAGACGCGGCUGGUAGCGGUCGCAAUACAGAAGCGUAGCCACGAGUAUGCGGCCAACUUUGACGAUUUUCUUCGCAUCAUCGACAUGACGCAAACGGUCGAGGAGCUUCACUCGAUACGGGCCAGCAUUGUGAGCGAUAUACGGCAGGCGACAACGAUGCAAACGAUGCAACGGGCACGCGGUGGCUUCGCGCUGCCGGGCGACACAUCCGGUUCGGCCGGUGGACCCGGACCGGGCGAAAGCCACGGCGAUGGGGAACCAGCCGCCACGCUUCGGCUCAAGCGCUACAUUCAGCAGCUUUCGUUUGCGAAAAGCCAGUGCGAAAAGUGUCUAACCCGGCUCGGAUGGGAGGGAAGCGUUAGUAACGACGUGGAUCUGGCCCUUGCCGACAUACUGUCGACGGUGGGUGGGCGCCGGGCACUGACCGCCUAUCUCGAGCCGAUGAACGCAGCCAGCCUCGUCGGCUACUACACGACCGUGGAGGAAUUGCGCCGUGCGGCUCGUUCCGCGUGGCACCAGCUCGGGGCGGAGAUUUUUUACACCUACAUCCGUGCGCCGAGCUCGGAAAUUCCGCUGGACAAGGCAACGCGCAAGCGCAUGGAAGCGUUUCUGGUCGGCGAUGUCGGUGGGCCGGACGUUUUCUACGAGGUGCAGCGCGAAUGUUUGGCACUGCUGGAGCAGAAGUACUAUCAGCCGUUUCUGCUGAGCGAUGAGUACGUGCGGCUGAAAGGUUCGCUGACGCAGGACGAGUUUAAGGAGAUCGUUACAUCGUGCGUUGCGAACGGAUCGGGCAGUGCGGCGGAGCAGCUGCUGGGUGGAGGUGAGCCGGCAGGCGGGAGUGGUUCGGCACUGCACCACGGCAACCAUGACAGUCAGGAGAGUCAGGAAAGUGGGGGUAGCAGCUCAGUGAACGGUAGCGACGGCAGCACGGACCCGGCGCUGGCCGACCUUAGCAACCAUUCGCAGUACGCACGGAACAAGCUGGACCGGUUGGAUGAGAAGCUGGCGAACAAGCAGCAAGCACUGGAAGCGUUAAAGCAAUCGCUCAAGCCGGACUCGAAGCUGCUGCUGAUGCUGGAGCGCGAGAUCGAGUGGUUGCGCAGCGAGCGACGCCAGCUCGAGUCACACCUGCUGCGUACCGCCGUUUGGGGCGAAUAUCUGGGCAGCUGGCGUGCGAUCGUGGAAAGUGUGGACUUCUCGGACGACCGGGAACCGCCCCAGUUUAUGAUCGUGGUACAGGUGGAUGAGAUGAACGAUUACGGGAGCGGCGGGCGGGACGAUACGGUCGUGAUGACGGCGCUCGAGGCCACCGACACCAUCUCGACCGGCUGGGUGGUGGUGCGCUCGCUGGCCCAGUUUCACACGCUCCACCGUAAGUUGCGCCCGAUGUGUGCGGAACUGCGCCAGCUCGAUCUACCCUCGAACAACGCGUUCAAGCUGUUCCUGCUCAAGAACGAUCGGGCGCUGCUCGAGAAGGCGAAGGCACAGAUCCAACGGUACCUUAGCUUCAUCCUCGAGGACGACCAUCUCAACCAGAGUGAAGCGGUGUACGAGUUUUUGAGCCCCAGCUCGGAUCGGCUGAAGCAGGGCGUGGUAGCGAACAGCACUCCGUCACCGUCGAAGAAACCGUCGUCAAAGUUCUCGCUCGCGACGAUAUUCCGCACCAACAGCGACAAGCUCGAGCAGCUGUGGCACGUGGGCGGUACGGACCGGUCACCGUUUGCCGGUGAGCACGACGCGUUUACGCCGGAAGAUGCGGACCAGGUGUCACUGUACCUGGAGGGUGGACCACCGGCCGGCGGCGUAUCGUCCGCGUCCUUCGGCUCGCCCUCGCUGGACGGCACGGGUUCCUCGGUGGUGGAGGCACGCGAUUCGAUAGCCGAACCGCUGUACGCGCUGCUGGGCGAAAUAUUCGAUCUCGGUGGCGUGUUCCGGUGGCUGCGCAAGAGCCUGAUAUCGUUCGUGCAGAUCACGUACGGACAGACGAUCAAUCGCCAGCUGCGCGAAUCGAUCACUGCCCUGUUCGAUGAGCCGAUGCUGCAUGCGUACGCCAGUGCGGUGCUGCGCAGUCUGUGGCCGGGCGGUGCAUCGCUCCAGCCAGCCAAUGGUGGUGCGGGAUGCGGGAUGCGACUGCUCCCGACGGCCGGCGAGCGCACCGAGGACGAGCGGGAGAUGAUCAUGAACGCGGCCCGCUCACUGCUGCAGGACAACAUACCGGAGCUGCUGUGUAGCUUAAUCGGUGCGCAAAACGCACGGCAGGGCGCCCUGAAGCUGUUCGAAGUGUUGCAGAAUCCGCUCUACAACAAGCAGCUGUUUUACGAUCUGCUCGAAACACUUAUGCUGGAACUGUUUCCCGAAAUACGGCAGCUGAAACCGACCGCUGCCGGUGGGAGUAACAGCAAUACGACGGUUAGCAGUACCGCUGCCACCAGCACAACCAGCGGACAACCGCGAGAGUAUUACCAUCAACCAUCGCCGGGUGCUUCGGUGUCCUCACCGACCUCUGCAUCGCCCACGCCGAUCGGUACGGCUGGUUCCGCUUCAGGUACCCCUAUUAGAAGCAUAUCAUAGGCGGCGACAUUAAACCAGUGCUGGAACCAUUUACGCUGCACGCUUGCUUUCCCUUUUUCCUUCCCGCCCCAGCAGGCUAAGGGUGAAUAUGGUUUCUUUUUUUUUGCGGCCAAGCCGGUAUUUUUUAUUUGUUCCUUUAGUUGAAAUUUACAUCAUUUUCAAACGUGUUAUAGAUUUUACUUAAAAAUGAUUUGUGAUUGAAACAAAAAACUGUAUGGCUAUGAAAUUGAAUAGGUACUUAAAAAAUUAGUAUUACUUAGGUUGUGUUGCACAAACAGAUAUGUUGCGUUUGGGGUACGAUCGAUAUUUGGUUAAAUUGCAGCAAAUUAUUAACCAUUCAGCAUCACUAGCCCACGCGGAGUGGAGGAGUGCUAACAACAGUAAUGGUGCACCCGGCAAAGACAUGAACUUACAUUAGCAAGGGGUUCAGGGUAGCUUGUAAGGACCGUUCAGUUAAGGACGUUUAAUUUAAUUUAGUACAAAUGGAAGACUAACUAUCAUUCCAAACGAGACGUGUAUACCAACGUAGCAUUUUCGUGUCGGUAAUUGCUGAAACGAAAGGAAUUCUUUCCACCGUAGAAACACACCCACACCCCUCCGGUUUAUUACCGUACUGUAUUAUUUACAUGAACUAUUCUUACACCGCUUAAUAUAUUUGCUAACGAGAAAAGCAAAAGAAAACCCCAAAGGUUACGGGGCUUUUUUCCUCGUUCUACAGAAUAAGAGGAAAUCAGUGAGCAUUUGUAAAAGUGCAAACGUGCGUUUUUUCCCGUAUGCGACUGCAUUUCCCACUCUCUAUCCCACCCCUCCCAGGAUAUGAAUGCGGUUAUAAAACAGGAACAGGCAGAUGAAAUGUGUGUGUGUGUGUUUUUCUUUCUAGUCUCGCGAUUCCGAAGUAGGACGAAGGGACGUUACAACAGAUCAAGAAUGUGCGGGCAAGCGUUUAGGAAGGAAACGGACAACACUCACACGCAUCAUAAGAAGAACAAAAAAAAUUAUACCAAAGGAAGAAAAAAAAAACAUUAUUGUAUAAGAAAGCAAGUAUUUUAGUAAUUAGGCCCUUCCCCAACAUGCUUUUAAAUGUGCUGUGAGUGAAUCAAACUGCAACCGCGUGUGUGUGUGUGUGUUUGAGUGUGCGAGUUCAAUAAGCUGAUAGAAGGAAGGAAAUUAAAGAUAAUAAUAAAGAUCGUAAUCAAAUCAA
Messenger RNA from Anopheles stephensi (Asian malaria mosquito), 5093 nucleotides. RefSeq names its product sorting nexin-25 (gene snz). Gene Ontology annotation, molecular function: phosphatidylinositol binding. The transcript has 4 exons. Gene Ontology annotation, cellular component: intracellular membrane-bounded organelle. The record is from RefSeq and is a predicted model, not a curated record. Lineage: Eukaryota; Metazoa; Arthropoda; Insecta; Diptera; Culicidae. Bases 437 to 3892 code for a protein of 1151 amino acids.